Messenger RNA from Radiomyces spectabilis, 1656 nucleotides. RefSeq names its product general substrate transporter. Gene Ontology annotation, cellular component: membrane. The transcript is spliced from 4 exons. Gene Ontology annotation, biological process: transmembrane transport; carbohydrate transport. The record is from RefSeq and is a predicted model, not a curated record. Bases 1 to 1656 code for a protein of 551 amino acids. Gene Ontology annotation, molecular function: carbohydrate:proton symporter activity. Lineage: Eukaryota; Fungi; Mucoromycota; Mucoromycetes; Mucorales; Radiomycetaceae.
AUGUCUAAACACGAAAAGGAAGAGAGCUCACAGAAGCAUCGAAAAGAUUCGAUUGUAAGCUCGAGUCAUGAAUCCUUGGCUAAAUUAAGAGGUUCCUCGGGUAUCAAGGGACUGGUGCAAAAUCCCUAUGUCUUUGCCACCGCCAUUUUCGCUUCCAUUGGUGGCGUGCUUUUUGGCUAUGAUCAGGGUGUAAUUUCCGGUGUUCAGGAAAUGCCGACCUUUAUCGCCCGUUUUCCCAUGAAUGACGCUAUCAAUGGUUUCGUUGUAUCCAUUCUUGAACUGGGUGCAUGGUUCGGUGCUCUCAUUGUGGGGUAUUUUGCCGAUCGUCUGGGUCGCAAAUAUUCCAUCGUCGUGUUUUCCGUGGUCUUUUUGCUGGGCAGCUCUAUUCAAGGUGGUGCUCAAAAUAUUGGUUACCUGCUAGGCGGCCGUUUCGUGACGGGCAUGGGCGUGGGUGCAAUGAGUAUGCUUGUGCCUUUAUACCAGUCGGAGAUUGCCCCACCGGAAAUCCGCGGUUCGCUUGUAUCACUUCAACAGCUGGCUGUUACAUUUGGUAUCUUCAUUUCCUUCUGGAUCGAUUACGGAUGCAACAACAUCGACGGUGAAGCGCAGUGGCGCGUACCUUUGUGUAUCCAGAUCGCCUUUGCUCUGAUUCUCGGUGUCGGUAUUCUCUUCUUCCCUCACUCGCCCCGUUGGUUGAUGUCUGUCGAUCGCGAACAAGAGGCGUUGCAGGUGCUUUCUCAAUUACGUCGUCUUUCCAUCGAUCAUCCGCUUGUGCAAGAAGAAUGGCGCGAAAUCAAGAUUACCGUCGAAUUUGAUCGCGAAGUUGAACGUCAGACAUAUCCUCAUCUUUUGGAACAAGGCAACCGUGGACGUAUGAAGAUCACCGCCUUGAGUUAUCUGGAACUGUUCAAGAAAGCGACUCGAAAGAGACUGUUUAUCGGAUGUGUUAUCAUGUUCUUCCAACAAUUUAUCGGUGUCAAUGCACUCAUCUACUACGCACCCAAGAUUUUCAAAUCGGUCGGUCUUACGGGAGAUACCGUGUCUCUGCUCGCGACGGGUGUGGUGGGUAUCAUCAACUUGGUGUUGACCAUUCCCACCGUUCUUUUCCUCGAUCAACUUGGUCGCAAGCCGAUUCUUCUCGUGGCUUCCGUCGGUCUUACUAUUUCCAUGCUUAUCAUUGCCGUGAUCACUGGUCUCUUUGAGGAUAACUGGGAAGCGCACCGUACCGAAGGCUGGGUGGCCAUUGUCUUUGUGUACAUUUUCAUUGCCAACUUUGCUUACUCCUGGGGUCCCAUUGCCUGGGUCAUUCCCGCCGAAAUCUUCCCUCUGCGUACUCGUGCCAAAGCCAUGAGUAUCUCAACUUCGGCCAACUGGAUGUGUAACUUUAUCAUUGGUCUGGUGGUGCCUCCUAUGCUGAGCAAUAUCAAGUUUGGUACCUACGUGUUCUUCUGCGUCUUUUGUGCAUUAUCCUUCUUCUUUGUCUUGUUCUUUGUUCCCGAAACCAAAGGCCGAAGUCUGGAAGAAAUGGAUGAAAUCUUUGGUGGCCAAGAAGCGGCCAAGGACGACGCCAUCAUGUCCAGAGUCAAGGAACAAGUCGCUCGUACCUCCAUUCCUGGUGUCAAGCCCGAAACCACCCAAACGGGUCCUACUGUCUAA